AUGAAAGGAGAUAGCUUCUCAUUGAGUAUUGAGAGUCUUCCUGAUUCUCCGACGGAUUCGAGGAAGAAGAUGAGCAAGGUGUUCGAUAAAAUGACUGAAUGGGUUACCCCUUGGAGAAGUAAGUCAGAGAUGCCAAGAGAGACGAGGAUUUUGCGUGGAGAUGUCGAGCAGGAACAGUUUCAGUACGCAAGUAAUCACUGUUUGACAUCUUACUACAGUGUCUUUGUUGUUCGUCUCGCUAUAAUGGUGAUGCUAGCAAUUCUGAUUGGGCUUUUAACCAUUCUAACAUGGCAUUUCACGAGGGUUUAUACAAAGCAAUCGCUUCAAACUUUAGCAUAUGGUCUUCGAUACGAGCUUCUUCAGCGUCCAGUUUUACGGAUGUGGAGUGUUUUAAACACCACAUCCGAGCUAACAACAGCUCAAGUCAAGCUCUCUGAAUAUGUCAUCAAAAAAUAUGACAAGCCAACAACUCAAGAAGAACUUGUUGAGAUGUAUCAAGCAAUGAAGGAUGUGACAUGGGCUCUGUUUGCUAGUGCUAAAGCUCUAAAUGCCAUAACCAUAAACUACAGAAACGGAUUUGUCCAAGCUUUUCACAGAGAUCCAGCAAGUAGCAGCACAUUCUACAUCUUCUCCGAUCUAAAAAACUAUUCGAUCAGUGGAACAGGCCUUGAAGAUGUGAAAACGUCGCUGGGGCAUGGGUGGAACAAUCAGACGAUACACGGGAACAUGUCUGCCAUUUGGUACCAGCAACAGCUUGAUCCAAUAACAGGUGUAAAAAUAGGGAAGCCUCUUCAAAUCCCUCCAGAUGAUCUCAUCAACAUCGCAGGAAUCUCGCAAGUGCCUGAUGGUGAAGCUUCUUGGCAUGUGACAGUCAGCAAAUACAUGGACUCUCCGCUUCUCUCAGCGGCUUUGCCGGUCUUUGAUGCUUCAAACAAGAGUAUUGUGGCUGUUGUUGGGGUGACAACUGCACUUUACAGCGUCGGGCAGUUGAUGAGAGAUCUUGUAGAAGUGCAUGGUGGACAUAUUUACUUGACAUCUCUAGAAGGAUACUUGCUUGCUACUUCCACAAAUGGUCCUCUUCUAACGUAUACAUCAAUGGGGCCUCAGCUAAUGAAAGCCGUUGAUUCAGAGGAGUGGGCUAUAAGGACAGGAGCUCGGUGGCUAGAGAAAACUUAUGGUAACCGCUCUGACGUUAUUCAUGCGGAGAAUGCAAAGCUUGGUAACCAACAAUAUUACGUUGAUUCAUUCUUACUUAAUCUCAAGAGACUUCCAAUUAGAGGUGUUGUCAUAAUUCCCAGGAAGUUCAUAAUGGGAAAAGUGGAUGAAAGAGCCUUCAAGACUUUGGUUAUACUGAUUUCUGCUUCUGUCUGCAUAUUCUUUAUUGGAUGUGUCUGCAUCUUAAUCCUCACAAAUGGAGUUUCAAAGGAGAUGAAACUAAGAGCAGAACUGAUAAGGCAACUGGAUGCAAGAAGAAGAGCUGAAGCUUCAAGCAACUACAAAAGCCAGUUUUUGGCAAAUAUGAGCCAUGAGUUGAGGACACCUAUGGCUGCUGUGAUUGGAUUGCUAGAUAUUCUAAUAUCAGAUGAUUGUCUUUCAAAUGAACAAUACGCAACAGUCACUCAGAUCAGGAAGUGCUCUACAGCUCUCCUCCGGCUUCUCAACAACAUACUGGACUUGAGCAAGGUUGAGUCGGGGAAACUUGUUCUGGAAGAAGCUGAGUUCGAUUUGGGAAGAGAACUUGAAGGACUUGUUGACAUGUUCUCAGUCCAAUGUAUUAACCACAAUGUAGAAACAGUUCUAGAUCUCUCUGAUGAUAUGCCAACAUUAGUCCGAGGGGAUUCGGCAAGACUUGUUCAAAUCUUUGCAAAUCUUAUAAGCAAUUCUAUAAAGUUUACAACAACGGGCCACAUUAUUCUUCGUGGAUGGUGCGAGAACGUGAAUUCUCUACAUGAUGAGAUGAGCUUAACUGUUGACAGAAGGAAACCAUGGGCUCCAAUAAAGACAAAACUGGUGCAUCACAGAAAUCAUUUGCAGAAGUCUUGUAAGAACGAGAAUAAAAUGGUUCUUUGGUUUGAGGUUGAUGACACUGGAUGUGGAAUAGAUCCAAGCAAAUGGGACUCUGUGUUUGAGAGCUUUGAGCAAGCUGAUCCUUCUACCACUCGGACGCACGGAGGAACUGGUCUUGGACUAUGUAUCGUGCGAAACUUGGUAAACAAGAUGGGUGGAGAUAUCAAAGUAGUAAAGAAGAAUGGCUUAGGGACUAUAAUGAGACUAUACUUGAUUCUGAGUAUUCCUGACAAUGCGGAUCAAAUUAGCCAGCCAGAUUUCUCCAAGUACGGUCUCGUGGUUUUGCUUUCAAUGUCUGGAAGUGCAGCAAGAAUGAUCCAAUCAAAGUGGUUACGUAAACACGGCAUUGCGACUGUUGAAGCAUCGGACUGGAACGAGCUGACUCACAUCGUUCGAGACCUCUUCGAGACGGGAAGCCGUGAGAACAGCUUUGACUCGCAGCACAACAUUGCUGAUUCACUGAGAGCAGAGCUUUCGAAUAUACAAGAAAUCAAGAACCCUGUGUUUGUCAUAGUGGUGGAUAUCGGAGUUCUUGAUCUCACUACGGAUAUAUGGAAGGAACAGCUAAACUACCUCGACAGAUUCUCCGGCAAAGCCAAGUUUGCUUGGCUGCUGAAGCAUGACACCUCCAAUACAGUCAAAACGGAGCUCAGACGAAAAGGGCAUGUGAUGAUGGUUAACAAACCGUUGUACAAGGCCAAAAUGAUCCAGAUUCUGGAAGCUGUGAUAAAAAACCGGAAGAGAAGCUUGUGUAAUGCCAUAAGCAACAGAGGAAGCGGAAGUGAUGAAUCCCACGAUUGUUUAGAAAUCGAUCCAACACAGUUCGAUACUUUCAGUUCCGAUGAUUCUUCUGAGACAUCUGGCGAUAAACAAGGAGAUAAAUCUGUGAAACCAAGUCCAGUGCUUAAGAACUACCUCAUUGACAUCACUAAAAGCAAUGAUGACUCAACAUCUGCAAGCAUGACUCAGAAAAGACAACAAGAAGAAGAAGAUUGGAAAGAUCGAAGUAACCGGCUAUAUUCAGGAGUUGCUUUGGAUGGGAAUAAUCAGAAAUCUCUUGAAGGUUUAAGGAUUUUACUGGCAGAAGAUACACCGGUUCUUCAAAAAGUAGCCACCCAAAUGCUUGAGAAAAUCGGAGCAACUGUAACUGUAGUUGCGGAUGGACAACAAGCAGUUGAUCUGCUCAAUACACAAGAACACAAAUUGUCAGAAGAAGAAACCACCAAGAACGACAUUGUAAAUCCGCAGAAUGGUUUACGAAACUCCUCACCUUAUGACUUGAUCCUCAUGGACUGCCAGAUGCCAAAAAUGGAUGGAUAUGAGGCAACAAAGGCGAUAAGAAGAGCAGAGAUUGGAACAGAGCUACACGUUCCAAUAGUUGCAUUGACAGCUCACGCAAUGUCUUCUGAUGAAGCCAAGUGCUUGGAGGUAGGAAUGGAUGCUUAUCUCACUAAGCCUAUUGACCAAAAGCUUAUGGUCUCUACCAUUUUGUCACUUACUAAAUCAUCAACACUCCUAGCUUCAUUUUCUGCUUGAAGCAACGGGUGAUAUUCUAACAAGAGAAAACUUUUCUUAGGUUCGGGAUCUUGGAUUUUUGUAUAUAUGUGAAUCAAAUCUUUU
Eutrema salsugineum is the source of this 3687-nucleotide messenger RNA. RefSeq names its product histidine kinase 1. The transcript is spliced from 13 exons. Lineage: Eukaryota; Viridiplantae; Streptophyta; Magnoliopsida; Brassicales; Brassicaceae. Gene Ontology annotation, biological process: phosphorylation; phosphorelay signal transduction system. Bases 1 to 3603 code for a protein of 1200 amino acids. The record is from RefSeq and is a predicted model, not a curated record. Gene Ontology annotation, molecular function: phosphorelay sensor kinase activity.